CAAUGUCAGUGGUGAAAAUAACGUGAGCGUUUCGUGGCGACAAAAUAUGGCGCAUAACCUAAAAUUUACAGAUGUACAACAGAUGGAUAUACUUCGAAAAAUGAACGCUGCCGAUUUAAUACAAGAAGUAGAAAAAUAUCCGUUACUUUAUGAUAACAAAUAUCCCAAUCAUACACAAUUAACAUCUGAAAUGAAGAAAAAGACGUGGGAAAUUAUAGCCGAAAAGUUGUACGGACAACAACGUUGGGAAAGUUGUAAUGAAGUAGAACGAGAAGCUAUAGCUAAAGAAAUUCAAUUCAAAUGGAAAAAUCUUAAGGAUAACUUCAUGAGGAUAUUGAAAAAAGAAAAGGACGAUGAGGAUAACGGGAUAGUUUUGAAAAGGAAGAAAUACAUUUAUUAUGAUUUAUUGAGUUUUCUCAAGCCUUUUGCACCUUUUGCAAAAAAGAAUGCGGAUGUUAAAGAUGAAAUGGAAUUAGGAGGAAAGAACGCUUCCAAUAUAAUCUACAUAAAUGAAACAAAAGAUGAAUUAGAAGAAGAAACGUUGUUGCAAAUGUCAUCCCCGCCUCCUAUAGCUCCGAAACCAGUCAAAAUCCCACCGAGUAUGAAUUCGAUGCCGUCGUUCGGUACUUUGCAGCCCGUGCAGCUGAUCCAGCUGCAACCGAACAAUCUGGCUCAGAAUGUAACUAAAGACGACGGCGCAGAAUCGGCGAAUCAGAAGUUGGCGCAGGUGCUGGAGCAGAUGGCGCAUGCGCAAGACGAGGAAAAAACCGACGAUCCUAUGGGGAAUAAAAAAUUUUUGAUGUCUUUGGUUCCUUUUAUGAGGAAAUUACCCGACGACGUCAAUUUGGAAGUCAGACUUCAAUUAAUGAGCGUAUUACAAAGUUACGUUGGGAAAGAUGUUUCGUAAUGUCGUUUUUUUUUAAUAAUAUUUUUUUUUGUAUAUAUUGAAUUACUGUUCGACUAAUUUGUUGUUGUAUUCAAAAUUUUUUUAAAUAAAG
This is a messenger RNA of Diorhabda carinulata, 998 nucleotides long. RefSeq lists its product as uncharacterized. The transcript is spliced from 4 exons. Bases 47 to 907 code for a protein of 286 amino acids. Gene Ontology annotation, cellular component: transcription regulator complex; nucleus. The record is from RefSeq and is a predicted model, not a curated record. Gene Ontology annotation, biological process: regulation of transcription by RNA polymerase II. Lineage: Eukaryota; Metazoa; Arthropoda; Insecta; Coleoptera; Chrysomelidae. Gene Ontology annotation, molecular function: DNA binding.